Molecule: messenger RNA, 4661 nt
Organism: Entelurus aequoreus (snake pipefish)
Lineage: Eukaryota; Metazoa; Chordata; Actinopteri; Syngnathiformes; Syngnathidae
Gene: ric8b
Product: RIC8 guanine nucleotide exchange factor B
Exons: 10
Coding region: 92-1717 (541 amino acids)
Biological process (GO): G protein-coupled receptor signaling pathway
Cellular component (GO): cytoplasm; plasma membrane
Molecular function (GO): guanyl-nucleotide exchange factor activity; G-protein alpha-subunit binding
Source: RefSeq, a predicted model, not a curated record
CCAAACGCACCACAGUCUCCUGGCUGAUAGCUAGCUGGCUAGCCGCUCAGUACUGGAAGAAGCCGAGUUGGAGUUUCUCUCUACCGCCGCCAUGGACCUGACUAACGUGUUGUCGCAGCUCGAAAGUGCCGACGGGCAGGACAUCGAGACGCUUCUCCGGGAGUACAACAGAGAGAACAGCCGCACCUUCACUUUUGACCCAAAGGAAGAAUCACUGCGCAGUAAGCUGUGUCAGAGCGUCCUGGUCGUCCUCGGCAUGAAGGUGCAGCCCAGCUGUCAGAAGACAUGCCUGGAAACACUCCGCAUCCUCUCCAGGGACAAGUGUGUCCUGGCACCGAUAGCCACCCGGGACGGCGUGCUGACUCUGGCCAGGAUGGCUCGACUGAACGCCGGAGGGAUGGCGGGCGACGAGCCGGGGCGGCCGGAGGAAAGCACUCAAUCGGAAGAGGAGGAGCGCGUGGUGGUGGAAGCCUUGAAGUGCCUGUCCAAUGUGGUGUUCAACAGUCCCGCCGCUCAGCAGGUGAGCGUGGACGUCAAGCUGGCCCACGGCCUGUGCGCCAACCUGCGCGCCUCCUCCGCCUGGCACCACGAGGUGGGCCUGUUCACCCUGCGCAUCCUCUUCCUGCUGUCGGCCCUGAGGGCGGACCUGAGCGAGCAGCUGCGGAAAGAGGGGCAGGCGGUGAAGCUGCUCACGGGGUUGCUGGAGCGCACCUUGGAUGUGAGCUGGGACGGCCCCUACGAGGUGGCCCGUCCGGAUCCUCAGGCUAUGCCCUUGCCCGCAGAGGACAAUGAGCGAGUCAUGGAGGCGCUCAAAGCCCUCUUCAACCUGACUGUGUCGUCUGGUGGGAAGGAGGAUGAGCACCAGUACAGACUCAUCACCGCCAUCCUGCGCCACCUGUUGAUGCUAAAGACUGAGAAAGAGGAGAAAACAGAGGAAGUACACAGCCACACCAUCAACGUGCUGAGCAACCUGCCCGUGCCCUGCAUGGACGUACUCAUCGACCUGCCCGUGCAAGGAGGAGUAGAGGCGUACGGCGGCAAAAACAUGGACGCCAUACAAGUGGUACUGGACUUCAUGGAGAAACGGAUAGACAAGGGCUCCAACUACAUAGAGGGGCUCACUCCGGUGCUCAGCCUGCUAACUGAAGCAUCCAGACGCCACCGAGAGAUCCGCAGAUAUGUCAAAGCUCAGGUGCUUCCUCCACUCAAAGAUGUCAAGACCAGGCCUGAGGUGGGCACCACCACCAGGAACAAGCUGGUCCGCCUCAUGACUCACGUGGAGAUGCCAGUCAAGUUGGCGGCUGCAGAGUUUCUCUUUGUUUUGUGUAAAGAGAGUGUGGACAAACUGUGUAAGUACACGGGUUACGGACAUGCAGCCGGAAUCCUUCUAAAUAAAGGGCUGCUCGGAGGAGGAAGAGGAGAGACGGAGUACUCGGAUGAUGAUGAAGACACCGACACAGAAGAGUACAAAACUGCCAAACCUUUCAUCAACCCCAUCACUGGUCACGUGGAGGAGCCCAUGCCCAACCCCAUGGAGGAGAUGACCGAGGAGCAGAAGGAGUACGAAGCCGAGAAGCUUGCCACAUUGCUGAACAAGUUGUCAGGGCAGCGCUUGAUCCGUCCCAUGGGCGUCAAGCAAGACGGCACGUUAGCGCCCCUCGAAGAAACCCUCCUAGUCCCGCAUGAAGAGGACUCCCCCGGUUCGGACUCUGACUAGUAAGAGCACUUUGCUUCAUGGCCACAUUUUGAGGGGAGGGGAGAAAACACCCCCAAAGCUUUGUCACACUUCAAGUGCUGGAUCUUUCAGACAAGGUGGGUUUUUUUUUUUUUAAUUAGAUGACGCAGUCGAGCCAAGUUUCCAAAUGUUGCUCCUGCAUCAGCGGACACUCACUCGGUUUUAAGACUCAAACGGCAGUCUCAACUUUACCGUAUUUUUCGGAUUAUAAGUCGCACCGGCCGAAAAUGCAUAAUAAAGAAGGAAAAAAACAUAUAUAAGUCGUACUAGAGCAGGGGUCACCAACCUUUUUGAAAGCAAGAGCUACUUCUUGGGUACUGAUUAAUGUGAAGGGCUACCAGUUUGAUACACACUUAAAUAAAUUGCCAGAAAUAGCCAAUUUGCUCAAUUUACCUUUAACUCUAUGUUAUUAUUAAUAAUUAAUGAUAUUUACACUUAAUUGAACGGUUUAAAAGAGGAGAAGACACAUAGUUUAUCUUCAAUUUCGACUCUUUAAAAUUCAAAAUUCAACCGAAAAAAGAAGAAAAAAACUAGCUAAUUCGAAUCUUUUUGAAAAAAUUAAAAAAAAAAUUUAUGGAACAUCAUUAGUAAUUUUUCCUGAUUAAGAUUAAUUUUAGAAUUUUGAUGACAUGUUUUAAAUUGGUUAAAAUCCAAUCUACACUUUGUUAGAAUAUAUAACAAAUUGAACCAAGCUAUAUUUCUAACAGACAAAUCAUUAUUUCUUCUAGAUUUUCCAGAACAAAUUUUUUAAAAGAAAUUCAAAAGACUUUGAAAUAAGAUUUAAAUUUGAUUCUACAGAUUUUCUGGAUUUGCCAGAAUAAUUUUUUUGAAUUUUAAUCAUAAUAAGUUUGAAGAAAUAUUUCACAAAUAUUCUUCGUCGAAAAAACAGAAGCUAAAAUGAAGAAUUAAAUUAAAAUGUAUUUAUUAUUCUUUACAAUAAAAAUUUUUUUUUUACUUGAACAUUGAUUUAAAUUGUCAGGAAAGAAGAGGAAGGAAUUUAAAAGGUAAAAAGGUAUAUGUGUUUAAAAAUCCUAAAAUCAUUUUUAAGGUUGUAUUUUAUCUCUAAAAUUGUCUUUCUGAAAGUUAUAAGAAGCAAAGUAAAAAAAUUAAUGAAUUUAUUUAAACAAAAGAAGACCAAGUCUUUAAAAUAUUUUCUUGGAUUUUCAAAUUCUAUUUGAGUUUUGUCUCUCUUAGAAUUAAAAAUGUCGGGCAAAGCGAGACCAGCUUGUUAGUAAAUAAAUACAAUUUAAAAAAUAGAGGCAGCUCACUGGGAAGUGCUGCUAUUUGAGCUAUUUUUAGAACAGGCCAGCGGGCUACUCAUCUGGUCCUUACGGGCUACCUGGUGCCCGCGGGCACCGCGUUGGUGACCCCUGUAUUAGAGUAUAAGUCGCCAGUCCCUUACAAGUUUCUCGCGUACUCCAAACUUUCUUUCUGCCGCUCGAUUGCCGUUUUCUGCUGCAUAUUUCACUACUUCCAGCUUGUAACCUGCAGUAUACGAUUUCCUUUUCGCUGCCAUUUUUGUUCAGCCCUUCUCAGUUUCUAUAAGUUACCGCCAAUGUUGAAAUGAUCAAUUUUCAUUGGUACGGAAGUGGUAGCAUCUUUUUUUUUUCACAAUGCACUUCUGUCGUGACCCGCCCCCGCCAAAUUUUUAUUGGUUGACGUGUGUGUGACGAUUGCUGAUAUACGCCUAGUCUCUUACGUGAAUGAGAUAAAUAAUAUUUGAUAUUUUACGGUAAUGUGUUAAUAAUUUCACACAUAAGUCGCUCCAGAGUAUAAAUCUAUGAAAAAAACUGCGAUUUAUAAUACGAAAAAUACGGUACUAGCCUUAACAUUUUUUUUUUGUUUCAAAAUAUCCCACUUUUUUCCACAAAACGGAGCAACGUCCGGAAUAUCGCGACUCAAUCGGAAUGUUCUGUGCGCGCCUGUAAGGCUGUCCGCCAUCACUGAGGGCACAGGGUCGCACAUACUUUAAUUUAACGACAUCGUUUCUGUAGAUUGCUAUGAUUAGUCCUGAAAUUGAGGAUUUUCCUAAGGAAUAAUAAUAAUAAUAGAUUUUAUUUGUAAAAAGCACUUUACAUUGAGUAAACAACCUCAAAGUGCUACAGUGUAUUAAAAAAAAAAAAAAGAUAAUAAAAAAAAAAAAACUAAAACAGCCAAAUAGCUAAAACUAGUAUGCAUAUAUCUAAAAAAAGGCUUUUUUAAAAAGAAGGGAUUUUACCGUAUUUUUCGGAGUAUAAGUCGCACCGGCCGAAAAUGCAUAAUAAAGAAGGAAAAAAACAUAUAUAAGUCGCACUGGAGUAUAAGUCGCAUUUUUUGAGGAAAUUUAUUUGAUAAAAGCCAACACCAAGAAUAGACAUUUGAAAGGCAAUUUAAAAUAAAUAAAGAAUAGUGAACAACAGGCUGAAUAAGUGUACGUUAUAUGAGGCAUAAAUAACCAACUGAGAACGUGCCUGGUAUGUUAACGUAACAUAUUAUGGUAAGAGUCAUUCAAAUAACUAUAACAUAUAGAACAUGCUAUACGUUUACCAAACAAUCUGUCACUCCUAAUCGCUAAAUCCCAUGAAAUCUUAUACGUCUAGUCUCUUACGUGAAUGAGAUAAAUAAUAUUAUUUGGUAUUUUACGCUAAUGUGUUAAUAAUUUCACACAUAAGUCGCUCCUGAGUAUAAGUCGCACCCCCGGCCAAACUAUGAAAAAAACUCAAGACUUAUAGUCCGAAAAAUACGGUACUUAAAUUUAUCCCACAAUAGGGAAACGACAUCGUUUCUGCAGAUUUCUAUGAUUAGUCCGGAAAUUGAGGAUUUUUCAAAGGAAUAAUAAUAAUAAUAGAUUUUAUUUGUAAAAAGCACUUCACGUUGAGUAAACAACCUCAAAGUGCUACAGUGUAUAAAAAACAAAAAAAGAUAAUAAAAAAAAUAAAAAAUAAAA